Molecule: messenger RNA, 867 nt
Organism: Cornus florida
Lineage: Eukaryota; Viridiplantae; Streptophyta; Magnoliopsida; Cornales; Cornaceae
Exons: 2
Coding region: 1-867 (288 amino acids)
Source: RefSeq, a predicted model, not a curated record
AUGUCAAAUCUUACCAAGCUUGAAUUUGUGGCACUUGAUAUCUCGGGCAAAAACUAUUUGUCAUGGAUCCUUGACGCCGAGAUUCACUUGGAUGCCAUGAAUCUCGGUGAAACAAUUAAGAAAGAAAAUAAUGCGUCCCUGCAGGACCGUGCAAAAACCAUGAUCUUUCUUUGCCAUCACCUCCAUGAGGAAUUAAAAACAGAGUACCUCACGGUUAAGGAUCCACUUACACUGUGGAAAAAUUUGAAAGAACGAUAUGAGCAUCAGAAAACUGUGAUACUUCCAAAAGCUCGUUAUGACUGGAUCUACCUGCGAUUGCAGGAUUUUAAAAGUAAUAAUGAGCUUUUGAUGCAAAACCACCAGUCCCGUCCCACUGGAUCUGUACCAUUCCCAGAAGCGAAUGUAUCAUCAUUUCACUGCCAUGGAUGUGAUCGUGGACGCAGACGUCGUGGUGGUCGUGGAUAUGGUCGCAAUAGAAAUAAUGAUAAUAAUCGUGGUGGUCAUAAUUCCUCAUUGGUUCCCAAAAGGAACUCCACACCCUCCCACCAGAAGUGGAAUUCAAAUGCGACCAAGCAGGCAAAAGAAAAAACUUUGCAGAACAAAGCUCCUGAGAUAUAUAAUGACAAGCCUUGCUAUAGAUAUGGAAUGAAAGGUCAUUGGUCGCGUACCUGUUAUACGCCCAAACAUCUAGUUGAUCUUUACCGUGCCUCAAUGAAUGAUAAAGGAAAAGGAAAGGAAAUUGAAAUAAAUUUUGUGGAUGACGACUUACCAGUUGAUAUUACUCACUUUGAUGUUUCUGACUUCAUUGCUAAUCCUAGUGCUAGUAUUAAUCAUUUGAUUGGUGAUGGAAAUGUCCAUACCAAUUAA